ACACCCGUUACAUUAUACUCCUCCUAUAUAAAACCCUCUCUCCUCUUACACCACCCCAAACUUUCAUAUCUCUCUUCAUCUCGCUUUCUCUCCUUCCUUACGCUCUCUCUGGAACAGCGCCAAAUAUUUCAUAAUUCGCCGGCGAAGCUUGUGUUGAAGAUUUCGCGCAUUGAAGCCAGGGUUUCUUAAUGCCUGGGAAUUCCGGCGUUAUCGACUUGAAUUCCGACGCCGUUUCCGGUGACCAGAGCAGCGACGUGGAUGGAGGCGACGUUUCCGACCUUUUGAUUAGGGUCGGUGUAUCGGGGGUUUCGAAUGAUCAGGGCGGGGUGAUCGGAGGGAUGACGGACAGGGUUGGGGAUAUCGGGGAAGGGGAGGACUCGGGGAGGGUGGUUGAUGGUUUGGUGAAGGAGGGGUUGGAUAGGGUAAUGGGAUCUGCGAAUGAACGGAGUGAGGUGGAAGAGGGCCGUGGAAAGAUGCCGGUGAUUGAUGAUUUGGAAUGGUUGGUUUUGGGUUCAAAGGGUGGUGUUGUAAAUACCAGUGCUUUAUGUGGGAAAUCAUUGUUUUCUGAAAGCAAUGAAUUGGAGAAUGAGGUUGGGAGAGGCAGCAAUGAAGUCAAUACUUUGGGUGUUGCUGGUGAAGAGAAUUUAAUAGAUGUUGAAGUUCUUGCAGAUAAGAUGAUGGAUAAGCGUCUAGAGAAUGAGAAAGAAGAGGAAGUUUUCCAAGUCGCUGAGACAAGUAUAAAUAAGAUUUUUGGUGUUCAGGUUUCUGAAGUGGGAUUGUCCACUGUAAAUGAGUCUAAUACAGUCAAUCUUGUUGUAGAUUUGAAUCCUUAUAUAGAUGCAGAUGAGAACCAGAAGUCCAGAGCUUCGAUCAGUAACAAAGGAAAGGAGAAUGUUGAUUGCUGUAUUAAUCAGGUGGAGUUAAAUGGAAACCAUGAUUUAGUAAUUAAAGAACAGGUGAAAAAUGUUGAAAAGGCAAAAAACCUGCAGCAACAAAAUGUAAAAUGCGCAGCCUCAGAUCUGGAAUUUGAAGUCUCUGAUCUCGUAUGGGGGAAAGUAAGGAGCCAUCCCUGGUGGCCAGGGCAGAUAUUUGAUCCAUUAGAUUCAUCAGAGAAGGCAAUGAAGUAUUUUAAAAAGGAUAGUUUUUUGAUUGCUUAUUUUGGGGAUCAAACAUUUGCUUGGAAUGAGGUGACACAGCUGAAGCCAUUUCGAGCACAUUUCUCACAAAUGGAGAAGCAAAGCAAUUUGGAAGCUUUUCAUCAUGCUGUGGACUGUGCUUUGGAUGAGGUUGCUAGACGGGUGGUGUUUGGACUAACGUGUUCUUGUGUGUCUGAGGAAGUGCGCAGAAAAAUCAAAACACAGACUAUUGUUAAUGCUGGGAUCCAAAAAAAAUCAAGUAGAAGAGAUGGAGGGGACAGAUACUUGAAUGCAUCUUCUUUUGAACCAGCAGAACUUCUAAAUUACAUGAAAAUAUUAGCACAAAGCUCAUGUGAUGAAGUUGAUAGGUUGGAAUUUGUGAUAUCACAAGCCCAAUUGUCAGCUUUCCAUCAUUGGAAGGGAUUUUCUCAGCUGCCUGAAUUUGAAAUGCUUGGUGGGUUGUUGGAAGAUGAUGAAAAUCUUCCUCUUUUGGAGGCAAAAAGGCAUUUUGGUGAAGCAAUAGAGGAUGUGAUUGAAGAUUUCAAGGAUCAUGAGCAAGUGCUCCCUCGAAAAAGGAAGUCAAAAGGUCAAAAUAGUUCUUCCCAUGAGCAUAAGGUCUUAUCUGGAGACAGUAUGCACCCUAGUAAAAAACAGAGAAGCUUGAUGGACUUGAUGGCUGGGAAUUGCUCGUAUUUGAAAAAUAUUGAGAAGUCGUCUUCUGAUAAGAAACUGAAGGAGAUCGGUACUCUACUGGAUGACUCAGCAGUGACUGAUAGGGGAAGGUUUGCUGCUCCACACUCUCAGAAAACUCUUGGAGUUGGAGACAGCAUUUGUAGAGUUGCAAACCAACUGAAUGGGUCAACCCCAAUGCUCAAGCAUGAAAAACCUGCUUCGUCUGGGAAAUCCCAAAAAAGAAAAGUCAUUCCAAUAGAAUGCUUUUCUCCCGAAGAGAUGCUGUCACAGAUCCGGUUGGCUUCCAUACAUCCCAUGGAAGGAUACAAAUUCUUGACUUCUUCCAUUUGUUUCUUAUCGGAGUUCAGGAAUUUUGUCUGUCUGGACCACCCUAGAUCACUGAAGGACAAGCAGUCUCUAAAAGAAGUAUCCAGUAGCAAGUCUGAGAAAUCUACACUGGAAGCUGUUGAAGCAUCUGGGUCUAAGUAUGUGAAAGACUCUUACUGGACUGACAGGAUGAUUCAAAGCUUCCCUGAAGAAGAAACAAUUGUGAAUCUGAAUGAAACAGGAGAAUCUGUGCGUGAGACCCAAGGUGAAAUGGCAGUUGUCAAUGUUGAACCAGAAGCGGUUUCGGAGUCUAGACAUCAAACUGCUGGUCAAAACCCUGAAAAGGAAGCAGAGAAGCCAGUGGACCACAUGAGUGAGAGUGGCAUGGAAGAACUAUCUCCGACAGCUCUGAUUCUGAAUUUCGCAGACCUGAAUUCUGUUCCUUCAGAAACCAACCUCAACAGGAUAUUUAGCCGCUAUGGACCUCUGAAUGAAUCGGAGACUGAAGUGCUAAAGAAGAGCAUUAGGGCAAAAGUGGUCUUCAAGAGAAGUUCUGAUGCAGAAACUGCUUUCAGCAGUUCUGGGAAAUUCAGCAUUUUUGGACCUUCACUUAUUAGUUACCGCCUCAAGUACUUGCCUGCUAGACUGCAUAAAGCUUCGUCUUCUUCCACUAAACGAAGAAGAAAAGAUGCAACAGCCAUGGAAGGCAAUGCAACAUGACAGCAUAAUUUUGGUGAACUCGAUGAAGACUCCAAAGGUUAGGCAUGAAGUUCACACACCUCUUAUGUGAAACUACCUCCAGUCUCUAUUGCCACCUUUGGAAGAUUACAUUAGGUGUCUAACUUAAUACAGUUCACAUGCAGAUAGGUUGGGUCAAGCAGCUGACUUAGUUAUUGAAUUAGGAAAACUAUAUUAAAUCGGCUAAACAGUAUUUCUUCUAAUGAGGUAUAUUUUCACUUCUCUUGGCCUUUAGAAAAGGUUUAUUGUUAUCAGUAAGUCAGGUUCAUUUGUGUUUUAAUCUCUCUGCUUUACAGAACUAUCAGAAGCUUGGACCUCCUUUGCUUCGUUGGUUUUCUGUGAUAGGAUGUUUAGAUAUCGCCAUCUCUAUGCUUAUAUAUUUUGCCCGUCUUGC
Vitis vinifera (wine grape) is the source of this 3267-nucleotide messenger RNA. Its product is annotated as PWWP domain-containing protein 5. Lineage: Eukaryota; Viridiplantae; Streptophyta; Magnoliopsida; Vitales; Vitaceae. Bases 189 to 2855 code for a protein of 888 amino acids. The record is from RefSeq and is a predicted model, not a curated record. The transcript has 2 exons.